Zeugodacus cucurbitae (melon fly) is the source of this 807-nucleotide messenger RNA. Its product is annotated as pupal cuticle protein 36. Lineage: Eukaryota; Metazoa; Arthropoda; Insecta; Diptera; Tephritidae. Bases 1 to 807 code for a protein of 268 amino acids. The transcript has a single exon. The record is from RefSeq and is a predicted model, not a curated record.
AUGUGGUGCUUGACAAGAGUAUUAUUAGCUUGUCUGUUAGCUCUCACAGCAUCCACCUAUGCUGAGAAGGAGCGGCUCACGCCGCCAGCAACCAGUUACGGUGUACCAGACUACAGACAAAUACGUUCCUUAGGUGGCGAUAGCGACUAUAGCAGUGACCUCGUGGGGCUUUCAACUGACCUCAGUGGCAUCUCGAGUGAUUUAGGUGGACUUAGCACCAGUUAUAGCCAUGCGGCAAGUGGGCUGGAUGAUAGUCUCAGUGGACUCAGCGCCAAUAAUGAAGUCUCCAGUAACGCGAAUGCAUACACCAGCGCGCUCAAUGGUUUCACCAACUACGGUGGCGAUCUCAACGCGCUACAAUCGGUGCAACAAAUACCAGUAUAUUCCCCGUUGCAGCAAUACCAGCAGGUGCCGGUAAUAUCGAGUCUACAGAGCGUACAACAAGUGCCUGUAUUAUCUAGUGUGCAGCAGCCGAUCGUAGUACAACAACCGGCACUCGGUGUUGAAGGUCGAAGUUUGGGUGGCGCUGAUAUUGCUGCACUCGGCGGUGGCUUGGCUGGCGUUGGUGGUUUAGCAGGCGCUGCUGGUGGCUUUGGUGGCGGCUUCAAGCGCUACCGCACCAGCAUACGCAUUCGUUCGCGUGGCUUUGGCGGUGGUCUAGGAGGUUUUGGUGGUAUCGGCGGUUUGGGUGGUUUCAAGGGCAUCGGCGGCGGUUUCGGUGGUGGUCAUUAUAAGGCGCACUAUGCGGAGAGUUCGGGCGGAGGCUUUGCUGGUGCUGGUGGUUUGGCUGGUGGUUUUCUGGGUUAA